Trichechus manatus latirostris (Florida manatee) is the source of this 3477-nucleotide messenger RNA. It is a transcript of the gene CUNH1orf198, whose product is annotated as chromosome unknown C1orf198 homolog. The record is from RefSeq and is a predicted model, not a curated record. The transcript is spliced from 4 exons. NCBI's taxonomy places the organism in Eukaryota, Metazoa, Chordata, Mammalia, Sirenia, Trichechidae. Bases 49 to 999 code for a protein of 316 amino acids.
GGGGCGGCGCAAGGCGAGCGCGGCCGCGGAGAGGGCAGGGUCCCGGCCAUGGCCUCCAUGGCGGCGGCGAUCGCAGCCUCGCGCUCGGCGGUCAUGAACGGGAACCGGCCUCUGGACGACAAGGAGCGGAAGCGCUUCACCUACUUCUCAUCGCUGAGCCCCAUGGCCAGGAAGAUCAUGCAGGACAAGGAGAAGAUCCGCGAGAAGUACGGGCCCGAGUGGGAGCGGCUGCCCCCCGCGCAGCAGGACGAGAUCAUCGACCAGCACCUGGUGGGCCCGCACGUCCAGGCCCGCUACGCGGCACACCGCGCCGGCGCCCGAGACCCCGCACCCGCCGGCCUCCCCGGCCCGCGCGGGCCCACGGGCCAGAAGAUCGUGCACUUCGGGGACGAGGACAUAACUUGGCAAGAUGAGCACUCUGCCCCUUUCUCCUGGGAAACAAGGAGUCAGAUGGAGUUCAGCAUCUCCUCUUUGUCGGUCCAAGACCCAGGCAGCACCACGCAGGCCCUCAAGUCCUCCCAGGGCAGCAAGCCCCCUGGCCCAGAUGCUCUGGGGCCCGUGCGGAAGGAGGAGGAGGCCACCUUCUGGAAGAUCAAUGCCGAGCGGUCCCGGGGUGAGGGGCCUGAGACAGAGUUCCAGUCGCUGACCCCCAGCCAGAUCAAGUCUAUGGAGAAGGGGGAGAAGGUCGUGCCUGUGUGCCAUCGGCAGGAGCCUGCCCCGAAGGACAAGGAGACCCAGGCUGAGCGGCCCAGCGGCCCACGGCAGGAGCUGUGCGACCUCUCUGGCGUGUGGGCCGAGCGAGAGAGACCUCUGCUGAUGCAGGUAUCCGCCAGCCCACCUAGGGAGGCUGGCCCUGCUGAGCCCGAGGGGAAGCCGUCUGCCCCUGAUGCCAUCCAGGAGGACGCGGAGGAUGUUCUGUUCUCAGAGCCCGUGCCUGCACAGGUCAGCUCCAGCAGUGUUGUCUUGAAGACGGGAUUUGAUUUUCUGGACAAUUGGUAAAAUGAGCUAGACAAGAAAAAAAAAGUAAAACCAAGAACCCCCAAAUGUUUUCCAAAGUGGUAUGGUGGUGAAGGAUAAAAAGGCAACAUUUUUGUUGUGUAUUUCCCUGAUUUCUGUACACUCUUUUCUUAAUCAUUGGGAAAUUGUUAAAUAUGGUCUUUUCCUUUUUUGGUAAGACCAGAUAUAUAUGCCAUUUUCAGUGAUUUGAUAACAGCAGUUUUACAUUUGAAAUUUUUAAAGACUGUUAGGAACUCAGUCAAUAUUGUAAAUAAAACUCCUGUUCCCAGCUCCACCCAGUUUUCCCCCUCCUCAAAGAGAGAGUUUUCUCAACCAUGUCAACAGAAAUCAUAAACAUGAUCUCCAUCUCCUUCUCUUUUAUCCCGCCUUUGAUGGAUGGGGUUAACUUUGAUGGGGUGAUUGAUAUCCUCAGCUAUCAUGACAUCAACGUCCUGGCUGUGACCAUGGAAGGAUUUGCCCCCAACAAUGCUCUCACCGAUGCUGCACGUGUCCAGGCGUUCUCCUGCUGAAGCCACACUUUUCAUAUUGUGUGCCACUCGCCACCCUCACGGCAUUUCUCAGAUUCAGAUGGUUGGCAUGUGGUAAAGUUCCUCCUUAACCUGCCCUAAUACAUAUUGAAACUGUUGACCAUUGUUUAAAAAAAGUUGCAUGUUUAAAAGUUUUGUAUUAACUUUUCAUUAUUUUGUAUCUAGAUUUAGCAGCCACGGGGCUACCACUUUUCUUGUUUUAUACCAAUGUCCUUUUGGAAAUUCUUUGUUACUUCUGUGACCUGUUGGUUAUUCCCAUACUGGGCAUCGACAGGAGAAAGGGCCAAUGGCACGCAUUGCUAGAGGAAAGAGCUGGCUUCUGAUGAGUUGGGUUUGAACCUUUCAGUGUGAGACUGGCAGGUGGAGGCAAUGUCCUUCACAAGGACUGGUCAGCCUGCCCUGUGAUGGAUCCUCUUCCACCCUGACCACUACCAGAAGUGCAAAAGCAAGUGUCUGCAUCGCUCAGUGGCAUGCCCCUGGAGACCGGUGGUGUCAAAGUGAAGGUGUCCCUUGGAGCUGGACUUUGCCCCCCACUGUGUUCCUUGCUGCUCCGGUGACCUCUGACUUUGGCUGGAGACUCCAGGGCUGCCCAGUGGAGCAGGUGGACCAUGUUCCGAGCAGGAGGGAGUGUGUCCUUCCCUCAGGAAGCUGCCUACUUGGUGUCCCCGACCAUUGCACCUGAGCUGCAUGGCGUGCAGGAGGUGCUGGGCAGAGCCAUUGUCCCCAGUAGAGCAUGACUUACACGUCUCCUUUCACUGUGUUCUCACCUGAAGCCUUAAUUCCUUUGAGCCCUUGCCAGUGAGCGUUUGGUUUCAAUACCACAGUGUGUUUUUUGUUUUUUAAUGUUUUUCUGUGUCAUAGGACCUUCUACAGUGAUUUCCGGAAUAUUUUACUUGCUCCAAGGUCAAGCAUAUGGCAACUUUAUUUUUUUCAAGGAAAGUUUCUGCCAAAGCUGUGGCUCAGCCAACUUUUGGGUUGGUUCCUGCCAAUUGCUUUAUGUCCCUUAACCUUGCUUGGCCCCUUGGGGACUCAGGUUUUACAUUUCCUCUUUGGCGACUGACUAUAAUUUGGCAAAUACAGGUUCUUUCUGUACUAUUUGAGUAUAGUUGAUACAUACAAGGGGCAGGGGGCUUCCCACAUUGCGAUGAGGGGAAGGGGCUUCGAAUCCGAGCUGGAACCACACAAGCAGGAUGCUUGCUUCCCUUUUGGGUUGCAGCCUCAGGGAUGGGCUUGCAGCCUGCCCUGCCUUCUACUCUCAGCCUCGUGGGCAGCGAGGUAUUACAUGAUCCAUCUUAGAAUUUGGGCUCUUUUUUUUUUUAAGAUGUGUAGAUGUGAGCUUAUGUUCCUUGGGUGUUUUUGUAGCAGGGAAGAAAGGCUUAUGUCCUUGGACAGUUGGUCCAAGAUGAUCUGUCUGUUCUCUUGGGAGAUGAUUUUCUUUCCAACUUUCUCAUAAAUUCCCUUCGAGUUCUCUUUGGAGCUUAGGGGGUGUAAGCAUUGUUGAAAGCUUCUGCCAUCUAGUACCAUCUAGGGCCAGUGUCCACCAGUGUUUAGUUAUCUUUCAUAAUAUUUUUUAAAAUUUCUUAAUAGCAGAGCCUCCCAGGAUUAAAUGUAAAAAUCAGAAAAUGGGAAAUCAGAGAGAGAGUUCUAAGCAUUGUGUUGCUUUGCUCCAGUUUCGGAAGUAAUGGAGGUACUGACAUCCGAGAGGUAAUGAAGGACUGGGGGUCUUGCUCCCAGGCUCUCCAUCCCUCCUGACCUGCGGGAUCUUCCUCCAAACCCUGGGCAGAGUCUAGGCAAAAGUAGUUUCUUUCCCCUUUCUCUUGGGGAUCUAUGUUCAGUGUGCCCAAGUAGAGGAAAAUUAAGCUCUUACUUUGUCACUUUCUUUUCCGUGUAUUAGAAGCUUAUAUUUGUUGAAAAAAAAAAUACACACUUUUCA